Messenger RNA from Owenia fusiformis, 2698 nucleotides. Lineage: Eukaryota; Metazoa; Annelida; Polychaeta; Sabellida; Oweniidae. The record is from the annotation of a GenBank genome assembly.
AAAAUGGCAGCGGUUCAAUCAAAGUCGGAUAACAAGCUCUCUCUCGAAAUAAGGACGAAAUCUGUCGAACAAACGUUGGUGCCAUUGGUCACUCAGAUCACAACUCUAGUCAAUCACCGAGAACAUGCUAAGCUCACAGAACGAACCCUAAAAGCCUUACACAGGGUGGGCCAGGCUGUGCAGUUAGCCGUUGAGAGGUUUGUCACAGUAGGCGAGUCUAUAGGAGAAGACAAUGAAGAGAUCAGAAGUGAUAUGUGUGUUGCCUGCAAGGACGCUAGAACUGCAGGUACAGCAAUAUGUCAGUUGACAGAUCUACUAAAACAGGAAGACCCAUCUAAAUCUCUCUCAGAUAAGACUGGUAUGGUACGGGCUGCUAGACAGUUACUAUCCGCAAUUACAAAGGUGCUCAUAUUGGCAGACAGGGUGGUUGUAAAGGACUUACUGAAAGCCAAAGAUAAGGUACUAGUCAGUCUGAACAAGGUGGAACAUGUCGAUAGUUUCUCAGGGUUUGUUAAAGCAUUCAGCACAUUUGGAACUGACAUGGUUGACUUGGCUCAUCUCACUGGUGACAGACAAAAUGAUUUGAAAAGUGAUAAACACAGAGCUCAAAUGGGGGCAGCGCGAGCAGUAUUAGAAAAAUCAACAAUGAUGCUAUUAACAACUUCUAAGUGUUGUUUACGUCAUCCGGAUUGUGAAGCAGCGGGGCGUAACAGGCAGUCUGUGUUCCAACAGAUGCAUCGAGCCCUAGACCUGGUACAACAAAUUGUGCAAGAUAAAGCAGUUGCCAAUGGUGAUAUGUCCCCCACUCCCACUGUAAAUAGUGACUCUGGAAUAGGCCUAGCCCAACAUCUACCUCUGGCCAGUAGGGCGCUCAAAGAAUUCGAUGAUGUAGUACAAACAACAAGAGUUACCAUGGUAACCAAUUCAACACAUGACCGGCUACAGAGUGCCUUAGAUAUUGUCAUAGAAACAACCCAAGACUUCACAGAUUCCGCAUACACUCCACACCAGGCUAGAGAGAGAAUAUUACAAUUAUGUGAAAAACUAAGAGUAGAAUUAACAAUUCUUAUACGAAUAGGACUUAGCUUAAAUAAUAAAGCCAGCACCUCACCCACACAAGAACUGGAGACUGCAAUUUUAAGAACAUUAGAUAUUUCCAAACUAUUAAAGAAACAGUUACAACAACUAGCAAUGGAGCAGGCCUCAGAUAUAUUUAAACAAAAUGAAGACCACGAGUUAUUAACGUCAUUACGGUUAGCAGGAAUGAAUGGCCAGGAGACACAUGUCAAUGAGAUAUCUGUAAGAUUUGAAGAACAUGCAGAACAAUUACAAGAAGCAUGUAAACUUUUACGCCAUGUUGCAACAUCGGACCCUCUUAUAGUUACCACAGACCACAUAGAAGGCUCUUUGAAGGCACUUACACACCAAGUCAUAUGGUCUUGCCAGGCCCUUAGUUCAAAUCCUGCAAGCAAAAUUGCCAAAGAGAAUUUUGAAGUUUACGCUGAAGCUUGGGCAACUCAGAUCAAUGACUUAUCUGUCCUAGUAAAAGAUGUCAAUGAUGUAUGUGCUGGAAAGAUGGACAAACAAGUGUAUAUGUCCUUACCGCGCCCAGGGAGUUUUAGAGACCCCACUAAGAAACACGGUGCUAUGGCCAAAACUAUGCGACCAAUCAGACUGGAUUCGGAGGAACAAGCCAAGAUUGCCAAACUGGGUCUAGAGAUGAAACUUAUCACAUCUGAAAUGGAUGCGGAAACAGAAAAGUGGGAGGAGCCUAAUAAUGAUAUUGUGAAGCGGGCGAAAAACAUGUCAAGUAUGGCAUUUUCCAUGUAUCUUUUCACAAGAGGAGAAGGACCUUUGAAAACUACACAAGAUUUAUUCAUGCAGGCAGAGUAUUUCGCUGAUGAAGGGAACAAGUUAUAUAAAACAGUACGAGAAUUCUCAUCAAGGGUGCCAGUGGGGAGUGCUAGGUCAGAACUUCUCAACUAUCUGGAGAGGAUACCCCAACUUGGCCAACAGUUGUUGUUUACCAUCAAGUCACCUACAUUCGGAAAACAGGCAACAUUUAAUAAAGUGGAUAAUGCUAUCCAAGAGACAAAGAAUUUGAUGAAUGCUGUUGCCAAAGUUGUCACCACAUGUUUCAUAUGUGCUACUAAAUAUAACAUAGACUACCAGAGCAGCAGCAGUCAUAGUCAGUACAAUAGAUGGCGCAGUCCUCCACAAAUGGACGUCAGAUCUAACGGCAGUUAUGGAAGUGACACUGAAUCAGUACGUAGUGCAGGCGUCCUUUCAGAUGGUAUAUUACGUAGUUCAUCAUUACAGAAGAAUAUGACAACUAUCCAUGCUUUUGAGCAUAUGUAGUGGAACUGACUAAGACCCAUGAGUCAAAUACUAGUAACAAAGGAAUUUGUGGGAUUCCAUGCGUUAAACAACAGAGGUCAGAAUCCCUUGAGUCAAAUAACAGGAGGUUGGGAUCCCACGAGUCAAAUGACAGAGGAGAUUGAGAUUCCAUGAGUCAAAUAACAGAGGAGGUUGGAAUACCAUGAGUCAAAUAACAGAGGAGGUUGGGACCCCAUGAGUCAAGAAGUCAUGACAAAAUAGAUUUGUGCCAAUGGGCCAAAUAACAGGGGAGGUUCAGAGCCCCAUAAGUCAAUUAUCUGUUCAGUUUAAGAUGAUAUUAAUCCAAUAUGUGAGAAAGAUC